Microthlaspi erraticum is the source of this 1065-nucleotide messenger RNA. The record is from the annotation of a GenBank genome assembly. NCBI's taxonomy places the organism in Eukaryota, Viridiplantae, Streptophyta, Magnoliopsida, Brassicales, Brassicaceae.
AUGAAGCAUGUUGAUUAUGUCACAAGACUUUUGAGUAUUUGCGGCUAUGCUGCAGAGAUCGGUGUCACGGUUCUCGUCGAGAAGUCUUUGAUAGUCAUAUCAAAUGGAUACAUAAAGAUUCAUGAAUUGCUUGAACAGAUGGGUAGAGAACUUGUUCGUCAACAAGCAGUUAACAAACCGUCUGAUCGGCUACUUUUAUGGGAUCCUCAAGACAUCUGUGAUUUGCUGUCAGAAAUGUCCCUGAACCUGUCUCAAGUUUCUGAGGUGUUUGCUAGUGAGCGUGCUUUUGAGGGAUUCGGUAAUCUCAAGCUUCUCAACUUUUAUGACCUUUCAUAUGAUGGAGAGACCAGAGUGCAUCUACCUAAUGGCCUCAGUUAUCUCCCACGAAAGCUUCGUUAUCUACGCUGGGAUGGAUACCCUUUAAAGACUUUGCCUUCAAGAUUUCAUCCAGAGUUUCUUGUUGAACUUUGUAUGAGUAACAGCUAUCUCGAAAAACUUUGGAAUGGAAUCCAGCCUCUUAGGAAUCUGAAGAAGAUGGAUCUUUCUCGCUGUAGAUACCUAAUCGAAGUUCCAGAUCUCUCAAAAGCCACAAAUCUUGAGGAACUAAACCUUUCAUAUUGCCAAAGAUUGGUUGAGGUUACUCCAUCUAUCAAGAAUCUUCAGAGACUUUCUUGCUUCUAUUUGACUAACUGCAUCCAACUCAAGAACGUUCCAAGUGGAACCGCUUUGAAGUCGCUUGAAACAGUUGGAAUGAGUGGAUGCUCAAGUCUAAUGCAUUUCCCAGAGAUUUCCUGGAGUACGAGAAGACUCUAUCUGAACGGUACAGAGAUAGAGGAACUUCCAUCAUCGAUCAGCCGUCUCUCCUGUCUGGUUGAAUUGGAUAUGUCAGAUUGCGAGAGACUCAGGACUCUUCCAAGCUCUGUAAGGCACUUGGUCUCACUAAAAUCCAUGAAUUUGGAAGGCUGCAAACAACUUGAGAAUCUCCUAGACACAUUACAGGACCUCUCAUCUCUUGAAACUCUUGAAGUAUCUGGUUGCCUUAAUAUCAACGAGUUCCCUUGUUGA